ACUUCCACUAAAUCGUGACAGCUUCACAUCAAUUGACAUCUCUAAUCACACAAAAAAUACAAAUUUAGGCUAAAGACUUGUAAAGGCUGCUGGCAAUAAUAACAAAAUAAGGCGCAAAACACUAGAUUGUGUGCAAUCAAUUAAACAAUGCACACUAUGGAUCAGUACUUGAGCCGUCGAGAGAGUGGCUGGCUGCAUCUUAACAAGCACACCGGCGAGGAGAACCAUUUGAUGCAACGCAUUUAUAGUUCCAUGGCCAUGUUUAAUAGCUAUCAUGCCAAUUGCAUACCAAGCGCAGCUGGCCAAGCUACGGGUGCUAUAUUCAAUGUAGAGUUUAAUGGAGAUGGCAAUGUUCUUAUAGCGGCUACAGAGCGAAAAUGUGUUUUGGGAUUUGACGCAAUAACACAGCAAGAAAUCUUUAAAGUGCCCGAUGCGCAUACAAGCAGCGUGAACUGCAUAAAAUUUCUUGAUGAUCGUCUGUUUGCCACAGGAUCGGAUGAUUUUACCGUAGCUUUGUGGGAUUUGCGCAAUAUGAAACAGAAAAUACGCGUGCUACAUGGCCAUUCCAACUGGGUCAAAAACAUAGAGUAUUCAUCCAAAGACAAGCUGCUGGUUACUUCUGGGUUUGAUGGCAGCAUUUUCACCUGGGAUAUUAAUUCACAAACGGAACAAGGUCUCAUUUCACAACGUGUCUUUCAUGCCAGUGGCUUGAUGCGUUGCCGAAUCUCACCUGCUGGUGAUAAGUUGGUGCUCUGCACUAGCAGCGGUUACAUAAUGAUUGUGCAUCAUUUGGACUUGACAACAUUGCACAAGGAUCUGUGUGGCUUUAGACCUGGCAUCUAUAGACUUAUGCAGCUGGGCGAUCAGUUUAUACCACAGGCAGCGAAAUAUGAUCAUGUUUUCUCCAGACGCCAGAAAAAGAAUCGGGUCGAGCUGGUCACCGAUUUUCCAGAGCAGAAUGAUGCAGAAAUGAUAAUGGCGCUGCAGAUAGAUCCACACUGUCGGUGCAUGCUAACGCGUAACAUGAGCUGUGAUGAGCAAAGUGAAUGGACUUGUAUACAUGAUAUUAAUGAAGAGCCCGAGCACGCUGACAAGGUGGAGGAGGAGGAGGAAGAGCAUCAGCAGCCAACGUUAAAGAAAAGACGCACAUUAUUAAAUCAGCGCAAUGAAAGCCAAGGGCAGCAUCAGGAAUCAGAACAUGAACAUGCAUCAGAGUCACGUCCUUCGCUGCGUCGCACUCUGUUCGGCAGACCUGGACGCAUUAUGCCCCUGGGCAGUACGCCGGCAGCAAGCUUUAUUCCAGACAUAUGGGCUGCUGAGGUGACAGUACAGGAGCGUGCUAUACGUCAAAGUAGGGCACGUAACUCAAACAAUCAUGUAAGCGGCUAUAACUUUGUGUAUGCCAUAAGCAGUGGUGUGCUGCCGCUGCGCACCAGUCGUCGAAUAACCGAUACAUCAGAGCAGGCGGCGGAAGCAAGCAGUCCCAGCAAUAUCAACAACAAUAGCAAUGGCAAUAGUAACAACAACAACAACAACAACACAAACAGCAGCAGCAGCAGCACCAGCAGCAGUAGCAGCAGCAGCACUGCAAGCAAUUUCAAUAUACGCAUGCGAAUGAGUAUGCUGGCCGAUAUUUCAGCUACCGUCUCAAACGAUGAAUCUGCUACACAGAAUAUUUUGGUAAAUGCUAAGAAACUACUCUACUACACCUCCGAGACGAAUAACAAGCCGGGUUUGAUUAAAGAACCAGGCUUCUCUGCUGAUGGACGCAUCAUUUGCUCACCUUAUGCCAAUGGCGUGCGUCUUCUUAGCUAUAAGCAAGACUGCAGUGACUAUCCCAAUCAGCUGCUGCUUGAGGAGAUUAAACAGCAGCCACGCCCACUUAUCGAACUGGUGAACAUUAUUGAGCAUCAGGAUGUGGUGCUGUGCGCCAAGUUUAGUCCACGUGAGCCGCUGCUGGUAACUGGCUGUAACAGUGGCGAAAUCGCCUGGUACCGACCUUGCCUCUAGAUGCUCUUACUCUUUCUUUUGCUUUUUGUAUUUAAACAUUGUAUUUUUUAGUUUAGACAUUUAAUAGAUUGUAUAAAUGAAUAAUUAAAUGACAGCAGCUGUUUGCAUUAAACCAA
Messenger RNA from Drosophila busckii, 2126 nucleotides. RefSeq names its product DDB1- and CUL4-associated factor 10 homolog. The record is from RefSeq and is a predicted model, not a curated record. NCBI's taxonomy places the organism in Eukaryota, Metazoa, Arthropoda, Insecta, Diptera, Drosophilidae. Gene Ontology annotation, cellular component: Cul4-RING E3 ubiquitin ligase complex. Gene Ontology annotation, molecular function: protein binding. The transcript has 3 exons. The coding region runs from base 148 to 2010 and encodes 620 amino acids.